GUCGCCAUGGCGGAGCCUUAAACAGGCGGCGGCAGCCGCCCCCGCCCGCCUCAGAGCGCGGCGCCGGGAGGUGAGCGAGUGACAGGGCGGUAACUGAGUGGCCCGGAGCGCCAUGGCUGAGAACGCUGAGAUGGCAUCCCUGGAAGAGAGCUUCCGCAAAUUCGCCAUCUACGGCGACACCAAAGCGACGGGGCAGGAGAUGAAUGGGAAGAACUGGGCUAAGCUGUGCAAAGACUGCAAAGUCACCGAUGGCAAAAGCGUCACCAGCACCGAUGUGGACAUUGUCUUCUCCAAGGUGAAAGGGAAGACAGCUCGUGUUAUCAACUACGAGGAGUUCAAGAAGGCGCUGGAGGAGCUGGCCCCCAAGAGGUUUAAGGACAAGAGCAAAGAGGAGGCGUAUGAAGCCAUCUGCCAGCUGGUGGCAGGGAAGGAGCCCAUUAACGUGGGCGUCACGAAAGCCAAGACCGUGGGAGCCGUGGAGAGGCUGACGGACACCUCCAAGUACACGGGCUCCCACAAGGAGCGCUUCGACGAGAGCGGCAAGGGCAAGGGCAAGAGCGGGCGGGAGAACAUCGUGGACACCAGCGGCUACGUCAGUGCCUACAAGAACGCGGGCACCUACGAUGCCAAAGUCAAAAAGUAGGGACGGGUGCCCGUGGCGCCACCGCCCCGGUCCCUGCGCGCCGGCCGUGGGCUCGGUGCACUGCCCUGGGACGUGCCCGCGGGAGGUGGGGCCCGGGAGGCUGCGCUGGGGCCAGCCCCAGGCUGGCGGGGUGUCGGCCGCCCAGCGCUGGGGGGACUGCGGGAGUCGCCGGGCCGCGGGCUCUGCCCCAGCGCUGCGUCCGUCCCACCCUGUGCUCUGAUCCCCCCGCCCCUCCUGCGUCCCCCGUGCUGUCACCCCCAGCCCCACACCGUACUAACAGCGCUGCUCCUCAGGGCUGCCCCGCCCCGCCGGCACCCAGACCUUCCCUACCUCAGCCCCGGCUUUCGGGGCACCCUCCCUUGUCCCACCGGGGACCGCAGCCUGUCCUCCCCUCACCUCCCGGGGACCUGCCUUAACCCCGCACCAGUUACACCACAGCCGCCUCCUUCCUUCCCCACCGAUGCCCUCACCUCGCGGCUGCCUGCCUUUGCCGCUUGCCCCGCCCCGCGGGAGGCUCAGACCCUGCUGUUUGUGCCGGAGCUGCCGGGAUGCUCCUGGCCCAGCCCCACGAUGCACCCCAGGAGAGCUUGGUCUUGCCUGGCCAUCGGCAAAGGUCUCCGACCUGAAUCCCCGUGGCCUCCUGCUGCCUCCGUGAAGCCCAAACCAAAGGAUGCUGCAGACCCACGCUGUAACCCGGCUCUGCAAUAAACCCCGUCCGCACUGA
Messenger RNA from Corvus hawaiiensis (hawaiian crow), 1367 nucleotides. It is a transcript of the gene TPPP3, whose product is annotated as tubulin polymerization promoting protein family member 3. Gene Ontology annotation, molecular function: tubulin binding. The transcript has 4 exons. Bases 113 to 643 code for a protein of 176 amino acids. NCBI's taxonomy places the organism in Eukaryota, Metazoa, Chordata, Aves, Passeriformes, Corvidae. Gene Ontology annotation, cellular component: microtubule. The record is from RefSeq and is a predicted model, not a curated record. Gene Ontology annotation, biological process: microtubule polymerization; positive regulation of protein polymerization; microtubule bundle formation.